AUGACACAUCAAUCAAUUAUGCCUCUUCAUCCAAAUCAAAAUUCUUAUUAUACAUAUACACUGAAUAAUAAUAAUUAUCCUGGACAGAUUGAUCAAUGGAGCCAAAGAGCUAAUAAUGGUGGAUCUUAUUGGAGUACAGCUAAUAGUGAUAUUAGGAAUAAUAAUAAUUCAAUAUCACAAUGGUCGACAGGAUGGUUAAAAGUCAAAUUAAAUUCUCAGGUUAAAUGGCAUCGUCGAUAUUGUAUUAUUGAUUGGGACAAAGCUAUUCUAUUUAUUGCAUCUAAAUUCGAUGGACGUUAUCAAGAUUUGAUUAAACUUUUACCAAAUGUUUUUAUUAAUGAUUGUGAAUCUUCAAAUGAUAAUAAAAUUGAAAUUAAAGUAGAUAAUGAAGUACAUAUAUUACAAGCUGAAUCCAAAAAAGAAUAUGACUGUUGGUUGUUGGCAUUGAAAAGAACUGCUUAUAGUCGGAUUGGUGGUGGUAUCUUUGGUCAAUCAUUAGACGAUACGUAUAAAUAUUCUCUUGACAAAACAACUCUUGUACCUUUAAUUGUUCGGCAAUGUUGUGAAUAUCUACUUGACUAUGGCUCCACAUUUGUUGGUUUGUUUCGGUAA
Molecule: messenger RNA, 612 nt
Organism: Rotaria sp. Silwood2
Lineage: Eukaryota; Metazoa; Rotifera; Eurotatoria; Philodinida; Philodinidae
Source: the annotation of a GenBank genome assembly